Messenger RNA from Seminavis robusta, 1124 nucleotides. The record is from the annotation of a GenBank genome assembly. Lineage: Eukaryota; Bacillariophyta; Bacillariophyceae; Naviculales; Naviculaceae.
GAAGAUCAAUCAUCAAUCCUUCCACCACAGCUCCACCACUGAGAUGACGAGGAACCUCUCUUCAUCAGCUCAAUCCUCGCGAUGCGGACCAUAGAAGACUAUCCGUAAAAAUACUUGUACACGAGCCAUAAUCACAGCCAUCAGCCAUCUCGUUAUUCCUGAGUAGACUACUAGUACGUACUAGCUUGGUAGUAUCUGAUUCCAAGUAUGACUAGCAGCUUCUUGUUCCUUUUGUGUCUUCUUCUUCUGCAUGUGCUGUCGGAUCAUCCGGCCGAUGCUGCAGCGUUCCUUGUGCAACUACCCUAUGGUGGUAUCUGUUUCAAUUUCACCUCUCCAUCCGAUGGUGCCAUGGAUGUGGCCUGCAUUGUCUCCCAGGGAGCUGUUACGCCAAGUCCAGCCUCAACUGCCAAUGAAACAAUCUACAUUGGACAAUUUGCAGAUGACUAUUCUUGGGUACGAGGAUUCCCCAACAACGAUACCGGAAAUGAAGACGACCCACUUGGCUUUGUCCGAGUGGGAUACACCCAUGAAGGCACUCAAGACUGUGUCAUUUCUGCGGGGAACACUGAUUGCUGCAGCUGUAGUUCCUGCUUGAAUGCCAAUGGAGAUUUAGUGGGAAUGAAGGCGGAUUGCUCCAAUGUCCCGUACGGAAGAGUGAUUGAUACAUGUGAGAACACCACCUAUUACUUUCCCUUUGAUAUGAGCUUGAAUGGGGAAACCGCUGAGUGCAAUGUGGAUGAUCCCAUGUUUUCAGGUCCUACUGAAGUACCAGAGGAUGAUAGUGGUGGUGAUGGAGAAGAAAUACCGGUAACAACCACUGCCGAUGGAGAUACCAAUACCACGGAUGACAAUAUGGAUGAAUCCAGUGACAACAACACCAGUUCCACAGAUGAAACACCAGAUGGCAGUACCAGUACCAGUGGUGUAGUCCAGCAAUAUGCCUUGUCUAUUAGCAGUGGUUUGAUGGCCUUCUCUGGUGUGGUGAUGGCUAUUGUUGGAGUUUAAUAAUGAGCUUCUCCGAGCAAAGCUGGCUGUGCCACUUUAGUAGAAUUCUCUUUUUUGUAUCUUAUCUAGCUAGACUACCAAACUUUCACUGAUCUUAUUAGAACCUGUUUACCCCCGUU